This is a messenger RNA of Salarias fasciatus (jewelled blenny), 2425 nucleotides long. RefSeq names its product solute carrier family 35 member C1 (gene slc35c1). NCBI's taxonomy places the organism in Eukaryota, Metazoa, Chordata, Actinopteri, Blenniiformes, Blenniidae. The coding region runs from base 818 to 1915 and encodes 365 amino acids. The transcript is spliced from 2 exons. The record is from RefSeq and is a predicted model, not a curated record.
UUUGCACAAAAAGAGCUCUGUUGCUAUUACAUUCAGAUGUUAAGGAGUCGCCUGUCUUUGUUUAUUGGCUUAUAGAGCUUGAUUACUGUCAGUGUGGAAUCAAGAAGUGGUGUUGCCUUCUAAAUGGCAAACCAGUUUUCCCUGAAUGAUGACCCAGGAGUGUCUAAUGUACAGACGAUUGCUUCGAGUACAGUGUAAAUUGUUUUGUUCUCUCUGACUAUACAAGGAGUGGUUUGUGUGACAACCUGUUGUUCCACAAGCACCAGUGCAAACAGAUGAUCCCACACUUCAUUGAUUUAAUUGCAGACUGCUCUCUAGAUACAGCAUUGUUCACAUAAAUGUUGAUAUGAAUUACAGUUUUAGUUGCAUCAGUCAUUGUCAGAGAGUAUACGGGUUUUUUCCAGAGCUGUAGACACAACACAGCUGAAAUGUCAGUGGUGCUGGCUGAAAGAUAGCUGCUGUGAGACUGGGUUGGCAAAAUCAUGCUUAACACAGGAUGUUUUUUUAUGAUAUUUCAAUGCAUUUUACACCAGUAGGUUUUAUUAAAAUUGUAAUUAUUUGAUUUUGUGAAAAUAUAAAUACAUACACCAUGCAUUCUGUAGAAAAACGUUUAACUUUACAUUUGAAGGUUAUUAUGCUCAAAUUUUAUCACGCUUAUAUGCUGAAAAUCCAAACCGGAACUACGAUUUUGUCAUUUCCGGCAAAAUACGGAAGUUCAAGUUACUCUUGCAUACAUUCAACCUGACGUGUGUUGCUUCAAUUAUUUCUUCUUUAAUGCUUCACAAUUCACACCGGCUGUUCGUCCCGCUUUGCAGCCAUGAACCGGACCCAAAUAAAGCGGUCCAACAUUUUGAAAAUGGCUCUGACCGGAUCGGACACGCCGGGUCGGGACCACGAAGAGACCUUCCUGCUGAGAGCCGCGAGGAUCGCGGGUGUCGUCGCUCUGUACUGGUUCGUCUCCAUCACCAUGGUGUUCCUCAACAACUCCCUGCUGGACAACAAGGAGCUGGACGCCCCGCUGUUCAUCACCUUCUUCCAGUGCGCGGUCAGCUCCGUGCUGUGCGCGCUCAUGCAGCUGCUGUCCAAGACGUGCCCGGGACUCAUCGACUUCCCCCCGGUGGGGUUCAGCGUGAAGACGUCCCGGGAGGUGCUGCCGCUGUCCGUGGUCUUCAUCUGCAUGAUCACCUUCAAUAACCUGUGUCUGAAGCACGUCGGCGUGGCUUUCUACACCAUCGGACGCUCCCUCAGCACCGUCUUCAACGUUUUGUUUUCCUACUUCAUCCUGAAGAAGACCACGUCUGUGAGAGCCCUGUUCUGCUGCGGGAUCAUACUGGGUGGAUUCUGGCUUGGUAUCGACCAGGAGGGUUUGACGGGGACCCUCUCCUGGUCUGGGGUCUUCUUUGGGGUGCUUGCCAGCGCCUGCGUCUCUCUCAAUGCCAUCUACACCAAGAAGGUGAUGCCCGCGGUGGACGGAAACAUCUGGAAGCUGUCCUACUACAACAACAUCAACGCGUGCGUGCUGUUCGUCCCGCUCGUCCUGCUGUUCGGGGAGCUGGGCCGCGUGGUCAGCUUCAGCCGCCUCACCGACCUCCGCUUCUGGAGCAUGAUGACGGUGGGCGGGGUGUUCGGCUUCGCCAUCGGCUACGUCACGGGCCUCCAGAUCAAGUUCACCAGCCCGCUCACGCACAACGUGUCCGGGACCGCCAAGGCCUGCGCGCAGACCGUCAUCGCCGUGGUGUACAACUCGUCCAGCAAGAGCGUGCUGUGGUGGACCAGCAACAUGAUGGUUCUCUGCGGCUCGUCGGCCUAUACCUGGGUCAAAAGUCUCGAAAUGCAAAGGACUCCCACAAAAGUCCCCCAAGACUCCGCCAGGGAGAAACUGUUGGCCGGGGAGAAAGGCGACCCGGGGGUGUAGAUGAGGAAGCUUUACUUUUAAUGAGUGCGGUCCAGAAUGUUAAAGUACUGUACCUUUUGAAAUGUGAUAUGUGGCUUUUGGUUGUUGGGACUUUUUAAACAUCUGCCUUUUUAAAUAGAAAACACAGAAUAUCAUGCUUAAAAUGUGAAGACUUAAGAGAAGGUUUUAUUUAUUUCUAUUUUAUUUGCUCACUAGAAACGUUUCAAUCAUCACAAUUUGCCAUUUUAAGCUUACAAAUCAUGAGAUUCAUGUUGGUGGAGGCGUCUCUGGACAGGAACUGGUUAAAGCCACGUCUCCAGAACAGCAGCAGUAUCCUAUAUCUUAUUUAAGACAGGCCAGACGUGGUAAUAAGAAACCUGGUGUACCCUGGACGAGCACACAAUAAGCCUUUUAUCCUCGGACAAACUCUGCCUACAGCACUUUGAAGUACCGCGGAUUUAAAAAGAACAGUUUUGAUAUGUGUUUAUGAAUCCUAUUUUCAAAUAAAAAUGUAAAGAAACAGUCGAGAGU